CAAUGGAAGCGAAGGGUCGGUGGUGACAUCAAUGUCGAGCAGGGCUGAGUAACAUGACGACUACGUCACCAGAAGACGCCGCGGCGAAGAGUGGUUGUUGGGAUAGAGGUAAGACUCCGUUCCGACUUGCGGACUCGUCCACCUCCACGCGAAGCUCAGCGACGACGGCAAGAAAGUCUGGUCAUCCGAUCGUGAAGAGCUGCAUUCACUACCACAAUCUCAUUCACCAGCCAUGGCCGCUAAACGCCUCAACAAGAGGCAGGCAAGAGAACAGCAGGAGCUCAGUGAGCUAGCUGCUGUCAAGCCGGCACCGACAGAGGAAGAAGAGCCUGAGCAAGAGGAGGAAGAGGAGGAAGGGGAAAAGCCACAAGCACCGGCCGCUCAGUCCAUCUUUGCUGCGCUCAACGCCGGAGAGGAUGGUGCUGGCAGUGAGGAGGAGGAGGACGACGAGGAGGGCGGCGAUGAGGAGCAGGUCGCCGAUACGAAGCCCGCUGCCUCCAAAAAGAAGAAGAACAAGAAGAAGAAAAAGAAGAGCAAGGCGAAACCGGCCGAGGGAGAGGAGGUGGCAGCCGAAGCAGACGAGGCAUCAGCAUCCGCAGCGUCAAUGGCGGCCAAGAAGAAGUCGAAGGCGAACACACCCUCGGGUGGCACUGCGCCAACAAAGGGCCUUUCUGAGAUGUCUCUCGAUGACUUCGACUCCCUCCUCUCCUCGCAGCCACACAUGAAGGCAGGCGGGGGCUCGGGUUCUGCGACAGGUUCUGCCGCUCCCUCGACAUCCGCUGCUGCUGGUGGUCCAUCCUCCCUUCGCUCCUCACUCACACUCAACCCUUCGAACCUCGACCCAAGCAUCGAGCUCAAGCGUCAGUUCGGCUCCGCAGCGAUCAAAGCUUUCGAGGCUUCCAAUGCCGGGACGGACGGCGAGGGGGGCACAGGAGGCGCAGGAGCGCAACGCGCUGCCCGAGGAGCCAAGGCAAGGAUGAUGGCUCGCAACCCCAACCUCAAGGCACGAAGCGUCCUCGUCCAGCCGAGGGAAGACUGGCCACCUAUUGCGAGGACCUUCACAGGCAUUCAAGGCGAGCUGAUCGACGAUGAGGACAGCGGGGAGAAGAUGGCCACCUGGACACACAGCAAAGCCUACCGGACCGCUCAAUACGAGUUCCAAGCAGCGGUAGCCACCUAUGACCCGAACAGCAUCUACGCCCUAUUCCGCCCUUACCCCUGGCAUAUCCACUUGCUCAGCUCUUUGAGCGACAUAGCGAAGCAUCAGGGUGAUCUAGCCCAGGCUGCAGACUGGAAUGCGCGCAUCCUCUUUGCCUUUGAGCGCACCGCUGCGACGCAGUGGGUUGGCUCCUUGACCAGCGGUGGUGCCGCAGGCGGGCCGAUGCGGGUGGACUUUGACAAGGUGGAGAAUCGAGCACUCUGGUUGGCAGUGCAUCGUAAUGUGGGAUUCUUGGGGAGGAGAGGGACUUGGAGGACGGCGCUUGAGUGGAGCAAGCUGCUCCUCGCUCUGGAGCCUGAGAGGGACCCGCACGGCGCACUGCUCUGGAUUGACUUCUUGGCGGUCAAGUCUAGUCAGCACCAGUGGCUUGUCGAUGACUUCCUGCCGGCGCUGCGCAAGAAGGGCAAAGGCAAGGAGGGCAGCAAUGCCGACUGGCUCGGUGGACUGGCCUUCGCCGAGGCUCUCGCUGUGCGCGCAAUGGAGGCUGACGAGAAGCAAGGCAAGAAGAAGUCAGGAUCCGCCACCUCACUGCGCUCCUCCUCAUCGCCCAGCUCAACCGACCUACUCAAGCGCGCCAUCCACUCGCACUCCUACAUGUUAUCCGCUCUCGCCUCCAAGACUGCCCUCCCUCCCCUUUCACCCAAGCUGGGAGUGCAGGAUCCCAACGACGUACAGGAGAUCCUCGCCCAGCUAUACGCGCUACGCAGCGAGUCUCUCUGGAAAGACGCCGACAACAGGGAUUGGCUGCAAGAGACGCUCAAGAGUGUCGAGAGCGAAGGUGGAAUCAAGGCUUCAGACAGCGGUGCGGCGAGACCGACAGAGGAGCAGGUCGAGGGGGUCUACCGCCACGUUAUUGCGUCGGAUCUGCCUGACGCUUUGCGGACUCAGCUACUCUCCUGCCUUCCGCGCUCCAUCGCCAAGGACGAAGCGAACCUCAAUGCUCAUGACCCUUUGCCGCCAUCCAAACUUCGAGGCGCGGCGGUGACGAGGGUGGAUGAGGAGUAUUUUGCGCCCUUGUUCGGGCAGGGACGAACACAACGAGGCACUGCAGCCGGGCAGAGAGGCGGCACAGAGGACGACGUGGAGAUGGGCGAGGGGAUCAUGGGUCGCCUGGCGGCUUUUGCUGCUGGUAGGCUGCGAGGAUGGUUUCAGCAGCAGCAGCAGCAAGGCGGUCAGGCUGCCGGAGAGGGUGAUGCAGCGCAGCAAGAUGGUGGUGAUCCCGCUGAACUGCAGGACGCUCUCAUGGCUGCGCUGGGAUCACUGCCUGAGGCUGAGCGUGAGGCGAUGCGACGGAUCAUUACGGAAGGGGCUGAGCAGGAGGGAGCGGCUGGUGAGGAGAACGAGGACGACGAAGAUGAUGCGGAGGAGUAUGAAGAAGUGCUCGACUCCGAGGAAGAGACGUUCGAGCAGCAGGGCGGAAAUAGGGCUUGAGUGUCUUUGAGCAUUAUAGAGUGCAAUGUAUCAUCAUCAUCAACCCCCUC
Messenger RNA from Jaminaea rosea, 2700 nucleotides. RefSeq names its product DUF654-domain-containing protein. The record is from RefSeq and is a predicted model, not a curated record. The transcript has a single exon. Gene Ontology annotation, cellular component: RQC complex. Lineage: Eukaryota; Fungi; Basidiomycota; Exobasidiomycetes; Microstromatales. Bases 233 to 2650 code for a protein of 805 amino acids. Gene Ontology annotation, biological process: rescue of stalled cytosolic ribosome; ribosome-associated ubiquitin-dependent protein catabolic process.